AUGGAUCCCCUCAGCAUCAACGGCAGCGUUAUCGCUCUCCUCAUUUCAACGAUAGCCUCGGCAUCAGCUGAAAUACGCUACCUCACGGUUGAGAUCAGUACCACUCGCGCUCUUCUUUCAAGCAUCUCCAAUAUUGCCGGUGCAGAUGAAACAUGGAACAAGAUAAGCGAGCAACGGAUGGUGUUCGAAUGGCUAUCAACCAUCGAUGCUGCUGCCCGUGCCAAACAUGAGCGGGGCACUGGCGACUGGCUGCUUGGCUCAGAAGACUUUGAUCUUUGGUUGACUGGUACGAGGGAGGUGAUUUGGUUGCAUGGGAUUCCAGGCUCAGGGAAGACAGAGCAACAGAUCCACACUGAGCUGCAGUAUAGGGUUACUCAGGCGAUUUCUCUUCAUGGGCCACAAAUGGAUCAUGAUAUCCAGACGUUGGUCCGCCAUGUUCUCGCAUCGGAUCCCUUGUUAAGCAACCACCCAAUCCACAUAAAGAAAGAGAUCGAACACGCCACUGUGAAUGGAGCCCAUGGAAUGUUCCGACUGGCAGCAUGCCAACUCGAUGCCUUGCGUUCCUGUCUGUCCCCAUCGGCCAUGCAAAAAACGCUACGGUCCCUUCCUCAAACACUAGACAAGAUAUACGAGCGCGUUCUUUGCGAGAUAGAUGAAGAGGCCCGCUCUAUCGCUUUCACAGCGUUGCAGUUUCUAUCUGAGAUGGUGGCUAUCAAGCCUGGAGUCAGUGUUUACGUCGAAAUUGAUAGGCUCUUUGAUCCUACAGAUCUUUUGGCUGUAUGUUUAAGUCUCGUUACCACUUCCCCGGCAUUUUCUGUUCAAUUGUCACACUACUCCGUCCGGGAAUUCUUGAUAUUAGAGCGGAUCUGCAGAGGACCAGCCAGUUACUUUGCUAUAAAAGAGCCUGAAGCACACCUAGCAAUCGCACGAUGUUGUCUGACAUACCUGCUGUCGUUUGAUCGGCCAGUUAUAUCAGACAACUUUCACCCAUCCACAUAUUCCUCCACCUCAUUGGAUGAUUCCCUCGACCCGAGCUAUCCGUUACUAGAGUACGCCGCGUUCGAAUGGCAUACCCAUGUACAGCUCCUUCCUUCCGAAUACCAGAGUCAAACUGAACCAAUGAUUCUUCGUCUUUUGGAUCAAGAUAAUCUCGCCUUUCACCAUUGGCUACCUAUCUAUCGCUCAGGCGAAGAUGAAAAUAGCUUUGGGAGUCCAUUAUGUCAUGCCACGGAGUUGGGGUUAUCCUCCAUGGUUCGCAUGUUUCUGGACACAGAUGCCGAUGUUAACUCUGGCGGUGGCAUGUUUGGAUCAGCGUUUGCAGGUGCCACCCUAGAGGGUCAUACAGAGGUUGUUCGCAUCUUGUUAGAGCAUGGUGCAGAUGUCAAUAUUCGGGGUGGCCUCUUCCAUACGCCUCUACAGGCUGCUUGUGUGAAAAAAAGACUUGAUGUGUUCAACCUGCUGCUUGGUCACGGCGCAGAUAUUAAUAUCACAGGGGGAUACUAUGGCUGUGCUCCCCAAGCAGCUGCCGCGAGAGGGUGGCCCGCAGCUGCCCUCCACCUUAUCAAAUCUGGCGCAGACGUCACUAUAAUGGCAGGUCAAUUUGGUACAGGCUUGCAGGCUGCAUCGCGGUAUGGCCAUGAAGAACUUGUCAUGGGGCUUUUGGUAAGGGGCGCGAAUCCGAAUGCCGCUGGUGGCUACUAUAACGCUGCCCUUCAAACAGCUGCGCGAGGUGGACAUACUGGAAUUAUUCACAUGUUGUUGGAACACGGAGCAAACGUGCACAUGGAGAGGGGAUUCUGCGGCAGUGCCCUACAGGCUGCCCAAUCUCGGCAAAACCACGCCGCCAUUGACAUUCUUGAAGACCAACUCCGAUUGAGUGGUGCAGAUCAAUCUCUUGUGCAAAGGUUCAAGAGACCACCUGAGGAAACUGGAGAGGAUCGUGACAAGAGAGCAAAAAUGAGAGAAGAAAGAUGGAUUUCUCUACAACAAACAGAAGCUAGCUAA
Molecule: messenger RNA, 2004 nt
Organism: Penicillium hordei
Lineage: Eukaryota; Fungi; Ascomycota; Eurotiomycetes; Eurotiales; Aspergillaceae
Product: ankyrin repeat domain-containing protein
Exons: 5
Coding region: 1-2004 (667 amino acids)
Molecular function (GO): protein binding
Source: RefSeq, a predicted model, not a curated record